UCCAACCGGCACCACGUAGUGACCCUUCAUUGCGACCUGGAUAUCACCACUGGAGUCCCGUUCCAAGCUUGACUCCCGACAUUCGGUCAUCCAUGGCUAGUCCACAAGGUCGAAAGAGGCAUCGCUCCGACGAGCACUCGCAACAAGAUGGCUUCAUCAGCGGCCGAAAGAGGCCGUGUACCGACAAGCCUUUUCGAGACGGCCGUCGGGUCAAGAGACCUGGGCCGGCGUCCAAGGAUCUCAAGUCCUGACAGUAUCCGUAUGAGUUUUGGGAUCAGAUUGUCGAAGAUCCCGGUCACCCGAAACGCUCAAAAGAACACCACAGGCGCACUCGCAGUCGCUGUUCCCACCUUCCCCCCAGACACGCUCACACGAGACGCCAUGCCCACGAUCGCUAGCGACUUAGCUCUGUUUGCACAGCACAUUGGCCCCGAUUUGCAAGACCUUCGAGGAUACACUGAUAGUAUAACCACUCUCUCAUCCGCCGCCGCCGCCAUGAGCUGCCCCUCGCGAAGUCGAGCGACGGGGUCCACCAAUCCCACAACUCUGCAAGCAGCUUCAAGUAUGACUACAGGCAAAAAGUUGACAACCUCCUUUAACCGUGGCUUCGAACAGCAUCUGACCGACCAUGCUGUCCAUCCGAUAUCGAGAUCACGGAAGCCAGAAUUGACAGACGCGAGAGCGGGCCCCGUAGUCCCGAAGCGGUCACGCUUGCCGCCCAACUUCUCCGACGGCGCGUUCGAGACUUUCCAAUAAAGCGGCCCUCAGACCAAGGGCAAGGAAAAUUCGGGCAAAACGUCCUCCCAAUGCUUUCAAUCCCUCCACUCUUUGCUACGACUCGUUUGACCGAUCCUCACCCGCAUGCCUUCACUGAGCUUGCACAUUCCUUGCUCCACCACAUCAAUGCGCCAACGCAAAGAUGCGGACCCCGUAGAGUAGUCCCCAGUAGCUCUUAGAUCGAGAAUAAAGGCUGAAGAUCAGGUAUAAAUGCAGAAACCUCGUAGGCAAGCUCCAAGGCAAGUCGGGAGCCCAGAAA
Messenger RNA from Colletotrichum godetiae, 1036 nucleotides. RefSeq lists its product as uncharacterized. The coding region runs from base 382 to 756 and encodes 124 amino acids. The transcript has a single exon. The record is from RefSeq and is a predicted model, not a curated record. Lineage: Eukaryota; Fungi; Ascomycota; Sordariomycetes; Glomerellales; Glomerellaceae.